AUGGUGGUGAAAACACAGUUUCUUGUUGCUGGUAUGUUGAUCAGCGGUGUAUGCAAUACAAUUCUGAACAAACUUCAAGACAUGCAAUGUGUUUCUCACUGUGAAGAUCGGGAUCAUUCAAAACGUGAAUAUUUCGAACAGCCUGUGUGGCAAACUUUGAAUAUGUUUGUUGGUGAAACUCUAUGUUUCAUCGCUGCUUAUUUUCUUUUAUACUGGGAACACUCUCAAAAAAAAAUCCUUUUGCCGACACAUGAGCCUUUAGAAGUCGAAUCCACUCUUACUAAUGAUUCUGAAACAAUUAUUGAAAAUGGAUCUGUUAAUCCACCCAUAAAGGUUGACGAUGACUAUCGUGGUCCUAGUGAAGAAAUGUCUGGAUGGACUGUAUUCUUGUUCUGGUUGCCUACUAUGUGUGAUAUUAUGGGCACUACUUUUAUGAAUGUUGGCCUUAUUUAUACAUCUGCCUCCGUCUAUCAAAUGUUACGUGGUGCAGUUGUGUUAUUUACUGGCUCUUUUUCUGUAUUAUUUCUUCGUCGGCGCUUGUAUCCAUACCAUUGGUUUUCAUUGAUUCUUGUGGUAUUAGGUGUAUCAAUUGUUGGCAUGAGUAGUGUACUCUUUCCACCUGUAAAACUCGUAGCUCCAAUUGAUGCUAUACCUGAUCUUGGAAUACCCGUUGAAACAACUGAUAAUUCAAUAGAAGCGAUGGUUGGUGUUUUCUUUGUUGUAUUUGCUCAAUUAUUUACUGCAACGCAAUUUGUUAUAGAAGAAAGAAUUAUGGAAAAAUAUCGUGUUAGACCGGUUUUGGCUGUAGGGUUAGAAGGAAUAUUCGGUUUAUCUACAGUAAUUGUUGGAAUGUUUAUAUUACAUUUCUUGUUUGGUAAAACGCAUCCUGGCGGUUAUUUUGACAUUUCAGUUGGAUUUAGUCAACUUAUUAAUUACAGAAUAAUUUGGAUUUCUGCUAUUUCAAUAUGUUUUUCUAUAGCUUUUUUUAAUUUCUUUGGAUUAAGUGUUACUAGAAUUAUUAGCGCCACUGCUAGAUCUACCAUUGAUACUAGUAGAAUUGUUUUUGUUUGGAUGGUUUCUUUGUUUCUUGGAUGGGAAAUAUUUUCUUGGUUACAAGUCUUUG
Molecule: messenger RNA, 1123 nt
Organism: Cetraspora pellucida
Lineage: Eukaryota; Fungi; Glomeromycota; Glomeromycetes; Diversisporales; Gigasporaceae
Source: the annotation of a GenBank genome assembly